AUGGCAGACUAUCAAACCUACGAUCUAGGCGACUUCACCCUCCAAUCAGGCGAAACAAUUCCCUCGGCAAAGAUAGCAUACAAGACUUUUGGAGACCCAUCACUACCGGCGAUCAUCUAUCCAACAUGGUACAGUGGAUCAAUCUCCGACAAUGAAUGGCUCAUCUCCCCUUCAAAAACACUCUCCCCUGCCACCUACCACAUCAUCAUUCCCGCACUCUUCGGGAACGGACAAUCCAGCUCCCCCUCAAACACCUCCAUCAAUCCCUUUCCUGCAGUGACCUUUUACGAUAAUGUCAAGGCCCAACAUCAAUUGGUUACAAAACACCUGAAGAUCGACCAUGCCUUUGCAGUAUUGGGAUGGUCAAUGGGAGCGGGACAGACUUACCAAUGGGCAACUCAAUAUCCAGAGUUUAUGGAUAAAGUGGUACCGUUCUGUGGUUCUGCGAAGACGAGUUUGCACAAUCAGGUUUUCUUGGAGGGGGUGAAGACGGCGUUGGUUGCCGCGAAAGGUGGAUCUUCUGCUGGCAUCUGCAAGGGACAAACUGCAGGAUCAACAGAGUGGACGGAAGAGCAAAAGACGGUGGGAUUGAAGGCUUUAGGAAGGGUUUAUGCUGGUUGGGGAUUCAGUCAGGCGUUUUAUCGUCAACGACUCUAUGAAACUGCAUUGGGGUACAAGGAUUUGGAAAGCUUCAUGCUCGAAUUCUGGGAAACCUGGGCCCUCUCCAAACACCCCGAAAACAUGCUAACCAUGCUCCAAACCUGGCAAUCCGGCGACGUCUCCGCCCAACACCCUUACAAUGGAAACUUCGAAGCGGCAAUGGCAGCCAUAAAAGCAAAAGCACUCGUACUCCCCGGAAAAACCGACCUCUACUUCCCACCAGAGGAUUCGGAAUAUGAAGUCGAGUGUAUGGAAAAGGGCGUGGGGAGAUGUGUGGCUUUCCCUAGUGUUUGGGGGCAUUGGGCUGGUGGACCGGGGCAGAGUGUUGAGGAUGUUGAGUGGUUGGAUGGGAAGUUGAGGGAAUUCUUUGAUGAGUAG
Aureobasidium pullulans EXF-150 is the source of this 1038-nucleotide messenger RNA. Its product is annotated as homoserine O-acetyltransferase. The transcript is spliced from 3 exons. Gene Ontology annotation, biological process: biosynthetic process. NCBI's taxonomy places the organism in Eukaryota, Fungi, Ascomycota, Dothideomycetes, Dothideales, Saccotheciaceae. The record is from RefSeq and is a predicted model, not a curated record. The coding region runs from base 1 to 1038 and encodes 345 amino acids. Gene Ontology annotation, molecular function: acyltransferase activity, transferring groups other than amino-acyl groups.